AUGACAUUUUCACAUGACACGACAUGUGAUAUUUUGAUUGUUGGUGGUGGUGGUGCUGGCGGUGGUCGUCAGGGUGCCGGUGGUGGUGGUGGUGGUGUCAUGUAUCUAACUAAUCAGACAAUAACCGCAGGAAGUCAUACAAUAACAGUCGGAAAAGGUGGGGUUGCUGCCUCAACCGACACAUUAGGAGGAGCCGGCUUUUCAUCAAGCUUUGAUAGCUUCACAGCAUACGGAGGAGGCACAGGCGCAGGGUUUAGCAUAAAUGUCCCAGAUUAUAACGCUAGCACUUAUAUCAUAGCAUCAGGAGGAGGAGGGAGGGGAUGGGGUACUAGCGCCUCCGAUGAUGGAUGGUACAACGGAGGUUUAGGCAAUGGGAACACGUCAGAUCUUACACUAAACGGAGGCGUUGGCAAUAAUGGUGGUAGAGGAUAUCAAGACCUUACAGGCUCAGAAUCUGGAAGCGGAGGAAUAGAAACCGGAUUAUUAGGCGGUGGCGGUGGAGGAGCUGGAGCUGUAGGAGGUGACGCUACGCCUAACAGUCAAACAUCUCCGACAUACACGGGCAAGGCAGGAGAUGGAGGGGUUGGCAUUGAAAUAAAUAUCAAGGGUGGCACCGGCAAUUAUUACGGAGGAGGUGGAGGAGGUGGUUCUUACUCUGUUUCUUCUGACAUUGUAGGAGCUGGAGGGCUCGGAGGUGGAGGAGGAGGGAGAAACAACGCAGCAGGAACAGCAGGAGCAGCAAACACCGGAGGCGGUGGAGGAGGUGGAGGAUAUGCUAAUGAGACAGGAGGAAACGGAGGCUCUGGAAUUUUUAUCAAGUUACAUUACAUCUUCAAGCUUAACGACAACACUUGGAAGUUAUGUUACAUCUUCAACCCUCACUACUACAUUAGGAAGUUAUGUAACUUCAACAAAUCUAACUAG
Molecule: messenger RNA, 924 nt
Organism: Guillardia theta CCMP2712
Lineage: Eukaryota; Cryptophyceae; Pyrenomonadales; Geminigeraceae
Exons: 2
Coding region: 1-924 (307 amino acids)
Source: RefSeq, a predicted model, not a curated record